Messenger RNA from Corticium candelabrum, 3342 nucleotides. RefSeq names its product ubiquitin conjugation factor E4 A-like. The transcript is spliced from 26 exons. Bases 79 to 3339 code for a protein of 1086 amino acids. Gene Ontology annotation, biological process: protein polyubiquitination. Gene Ontology annotation, molecular function: ubiquitin-ubiquitin ligase activity. Lineage: Eukaryota; Metazoa; Porifera; Homoscleromorpha; Homosclerophorida; Plakinidae. The record is from RefSeq and is a predicted model, not a curated record. Gene Ontology annotation, cellular component: nucleus; cytoplasm; ubiquitin ligase complex.
UUCGCCAAUUUAUGAUCUAGUGUAUUGUAGAAAUAGGAAGUAGAGAAGACAGACGCCACGUAUCUAGGGCCGAGAAAUAUGGCAGAAGUUAAACAAAAUGACUUCAGUCUCUUGUUCUCUAGUCAAGCAGAUGAGGAAGAAGCGAAACGUCGAUGUCUGGAAUUAAUUCGGAUAGAAGAGGAUGACAUGGAAUCCUUUCCUCAGCAAAUGGAGAGUCAAGUGGUCGAUCUGGACGAGGAAACAGAUGAGGAAUUUGAAGGAGAAGAAAUGUUGAGGAAAGCGGAAAUUGAAAAUGAACUGAUUGAAAGAGUAUUCCUGAUCACAUUAGAAGACGAGCAAGUGCAUUGGCGACGACAAUUUGUUCUCAAGGGGGUUCACCCUGCCUGUCUUGUUUAUCUUCGACUUAUGGCUGCUAGUGAGACGUCGGAUGGAUUAACUGGCUGGCUGAGUGAGGGCAAUAUUGACGGGGCUAUAUUAGAGAGGCUCCAUUUGUCGCAUCCUCGGCUGGAUGUUAUAUGGACACGCAAAAAACAGACCAAACGGGAAAGCCAGGAGGAGGAGGCUGCAGAGAAGAUACCACUGAAGUAUCUAGCAGCAUGUUAUGAUCGUGCAGUUACUGAAAAACGAAAACAUGAGAGGUCACAUGAGCUGGGGUGUGUUGAAAUUGCUCAGCAUUGUGCAAACCUUGCUGUCAGCUAUGCUGGGAUGCUUUUGACCAACCCUGAAUUAAUUACACUGACAGAAGAAUCUCUAUACGAUCCAGCACCAGUGCCAAAGCUCGAUCAUUAUCGUGACUUGUUCAAUUUAUUAAUGGCAGUUGUAGGCUACAGAACAGUUGGCACAUCUUCUACAGCAUUUUUUGAUGAUCUAGUUAACAGAAACAAAGAGGACUUGAACAUUAUCUUUACACCUGUUCUUAAACAGUUCUAUGAGGCAGUUUGCCAGUUGUCUCUUCAUCGUCCCAAUGAUAUUUCUAGCUGUUUUUCUGUUCUUCAUUUUAUUACACGUCAUUCGUCUCUUGCUCGUGUUUUUGUGUCAUCUGACUGCUGGGCACCUGUAUCUGUAUCACAAAUCUUUGGGUUCUCAUCUCAACGGUUACCAGUGCAAGGCAAUGCAUAUGAAGCCUCAACUCUGAUUGGUCGUCUAGCGGGGCUCUCAUGCAUUCCUAAGCCUUUUCGAUCAUCAGAUUUCUUCCUUGAACCCUCACAACAGGGUCAAGCUCAAAUGGAAGCAACAACAGCAUCAUUACGGCAUCAGUUUACAUUUGUGCGAGAUUCACUCAGUAGAGUACUUCAUGAGUUGCUGCGCUCAACAGAGACUAGAAAUGACAUGCUGAGAUGGCUGGUUAACUGCAUAAGAGACAAUAUGGGUCGCAGACAGUUGAUGGCUCAAUCACAGUUGAUGUUUUCUAAUUAUUCUGGUGACGGCUUCUUUCUCAACCUCUGUGCUGUCUUGUUGAAACUAUGCAAGCCAUUUCUUAGUUCAGCGUUAAACUUGAAGAAAUUAUAUUCAUCGUAUUGCUCGAUUCAAACUGAUGAACGACGGGAAGUAGAUGUAGUGUUUUUGCAUGCAAUCAAAAAGGAGACCAAACUCAGUGUCCAGCCAGAAGGUGACCUCCUUGUUGAGGAAGGUGAUGUGACUCUUAUGACACAAAUGUUCUUUAUCACUCAUCGGUGUCUCCAGUUGGGACUAAAUCGAGUUUGUGAUCACUACAAGAGCCUCAUGCAGGAGUUGAUUAAAGUGCAGCAAGUAGUUCAAGACUCACUUGGUGGAGGCCAACUACUUGGUCCCAUUCGAGAACAAUUUGAAAGAUCAAUGACUCUUCAGCUUUCGUAUAAGGCUCAGCUUCUAGAUCCAUCAUUUAUUGAAGCCGUCUUUCAAUUCUACGUUGCAACAGCCCAAUGGCUCACACACUUAGCUCUUGGUGAAGAUAUAGAUGUUACUAAAGAAGACGAGUAUACAGUGUGUAUACCAGAGACAGCAUGUGUCAGCUUGUGUCAUGUGCCAGAGUUUAUUGUUGAAAGUCUUGUUGAAUUUUUCAUAUUUGUGAGGCAGUUCAGUGAAACGACACUGGAAAUCAUGGGUCUUGAUCUCCAUCAUUUGGUUACUUUUACAUCAGUAUUUAUGGGAAAUGCCCAGUAUGUACGCAAUCCUCAUCUUCGGGCUAAUAUGGCUGAGAUGAUUCACAUGUUGUUGCCACGAGUUGAGAGUUUGAAUGAAGGGCGAAGCUCAGUCAGCAGUAUGGCAAGGAGCAAGAUGUUUGCGAAACAUUGGUUUGCACAUUCACACUUGGCAAAGUCGAUGAUGCGAGCAUUUAUUGACAUUGAAUUUACUGGGCAUGCAAUGCAAUUUGAGCAGAAAUUCACCUAUCGACAUCAAAUGUACUAUGUCUUUGAAUACUUGUGGGAUCUGGAGCCAUUUAAGGAGAACAUUGUGAAGAUAGCCGACGAGAGUGUUAAGGAGAGCCUACGUGGUCAAUCAGGUCCUCUUUUCAUUCGAUUCAUCAACAUGCUGCUAAACGAUGCCAUAUUUCUACUAGAUGAAGCAAUGGAGUAUUUAAGGAAGGUGAAGGAAGGUCAGCGUGCUCAGGACCAAGGAGAGUGGGCAGACCUUCCUGAUGCACAGCGACGCGAGAGAGUGAGUGACUUCCGUCUCGACGAGCACAUGGCGACUGCAAAUAAUGUCCUUAGCUGCAAGACAGUGGAGGCUCUCUGUUACCUCACCCAAGAGAUUCAAAGGCCAUUUGUCUUGCCAUCAAUGGUUGAUAGAGUUGUUGCUAUGUUGAAUUACUUUCUUCUCUUACUGGUUGGCCCAAAAAUGGCAAAUUUGAAGGUAAAAAACUUUGAUAAAUACAACUUCAAACCACAGCUUAUUGUUGAGAAGAUUGUAAGUAUAUAUGUCCACUUGAGUUGCAAGAUUGAGUUCUGUGCUGCAAUUCCCUGUGAUGGCCGUUCCUAUUCACCUACAUUGUUCCUUCAAGCAAAACGUGUCACGCAACAAAUUGGUAAACAUGAACUGGCAGCGCAGUUGUCUGAGCUGCAUGAGAAAUUGAAGUAUUACGAUACAAAGAGACAAGAGACUGAAGAAGCAGAGGCUAAUGCUCCUGGUGAGUUCCUUGAUCCAUUAACUGAUGAGCUAAUGAAAGAUCCCGUAGAACUGCCAUCAUCAAGAGCUGUUGUAGAUCGAUCUACAAUUGAACGACAUCUCCUCAGUGACCCAACGGAUCCAUUCAACCGUAGUCCUCUCACAAUUGACAUGGUUGUUCCUGAUGAAGAGCUAAGACAGAAGAUUGCAAAAUGGCGCGAAGAAGCAGGCAUUGAAAAGACCACCAGCAGUUAAAAC